Messenger RNA from Eutrema salsugineum, 580 nucleotides. RefSeq names its product protein transport protein Sec61 subunit beta. Gene Ontology annotation, cellular component: Sec61 translocon complex. The record is from RefSeq and is a predicted model, not a curated record. The transcript has a single exon. The coding region runs from base 79 to 408 and encodes 109 amino acids. Lineage: Eukaryota; Viridiplantae; Streptophyta; Magnoliopsida; Brassicales; Brassicaceae. Gene Ontology annotation, biological process: intracellular protein transport.
UUCCUUCACCACUCUCCCAUUUUACUUUUCUCCCUUUCCAUUUUUGUUCCUUUCCCAAUUUUACCGUAAAAUACAACAAUGGCGAGAGGCUCUUCCCAGUCCCAACAAUCAACCUCCACCGCCUCAUCAACCGCUCGGCCCGGUCUGGCCGCUCCCCGUGGAUCCGCCGCCGCUACGGCCGGCAUGCGUCGCCGUAGACUCGGCGGUGGCGGAGGAUUAUCGUCAGGAGGCGGAUCGGCGGCUGGAUCAGGAUCGAGCAACAUGCUGAGAUUCUACACCGAUGAAGCUCCAGGGCUGAAGAUCUCACCGACCGUCGUCCUCAUUAUGAGCCUCUGUUUCAUCGGCUUUGUUACGGCUCUUCACGUCUUCGGAAAACUCUACCUCCACAAAUCCGGAUCCAAAGCAUAGAUCCGGAUCUGGAUCUUUUUCUCCUCCGUAUGUUUAAUCGGUGCAUGGUUGCUUGGUUUUUUUUUGUUUUUUUUUUUUUGACUUUUUCUUGUAUUCUGCUUCCUCUUUUUGGUUUUCCUUUGUUGGCGAUCUAAAUCGCUAAACGUUGAAUAAAACAUGUUACUUUUGGAAA